CUCCAUUAUCCUCUCGGAGCUGUGGAGGAGGAAAACCAGACACAAAAGAAAAUGUCAGUCUCAGCCAUAUUCGGUACACGGAUGGUGAUGAUGCGGAACCCAGUUGCGAUAAGCGGUGGCGCCACCAAAAACACGGCGGCAACAAGAAUUGUUCCUGCGGGCGAUUUCAGCGGUAGUGGUGGUGUUGGGUUGGUGAUAGAAUGCUCAUCGAGGCCACAGAAGAAGGCAACAGCACAUCACAAGAAGACUCGCCCGCGUAAGUCUCAACCGUGGGACAUCCGCCGACGUGGGCCCACUGUUUACCCGCCUCUCCCUCCUCUGCCGCCGGAGUGGACCUUUGUCACUGAGACCACGGCUGAUGGUCAGUCUACCGCUCCUACUCCUCCUCAGCCAGCUGAGUCCUGAUAGUGGCUUCUUUGGUUCAUUGGCCUUCUAGGUUUACCAUUUUAUGUCAACAUGCUUGAGGGUAAAAUUGCUUGAGGUUGUUAUUUAUUUUACUCCAACUUUUAUUUUCAAACUUAAAUGCAACUUUAACAUAUGUUGGGUAUUUUAAAGGAGGACCCUUUUUUUUCACUGUGCACAUUGGUAAAUUUGUAUCUGCAAUCAAUGAUAACAUAUGUUUUGUGUGUCA
Messenger RNA from Coffea eugenioides, 631 nucleotides. RefSeq names its product 50S ribosomal protein 6, chloroplastic. Gene Ontology annotation, biological process: translation. The transcript has a single exon. Lineage: Eukaryota; Viridiplantae; Streptophyta; Magnoliopsida; Gentianales; Rubiaceae. Bases 52 to 405 code for a protein of 117 amino acids. The record is from RefSeq and is a predicted model, not a curated record. Gene Ontology annotation, molecular function: structural constituent of ribosome; rRNA binding. Gene Ontology annotation, cellular component: chloroplast; ribosome.